GUCACUUCCGCAGCAGGUCUGCCUGUCCCCCUCCCGGGCCUUGGGCGCUUCCCAGGCCACUUUUCGGACGGAGAGGGGUACUGGAAGGCCCGGACCCUCCUCCGCGCCUUCCAAGGAGCCGAGAUCGCCGCCGUGACUGGACGUCCGCCAAGGUUCGGACGGACCUUAAGCUCUCCACGGCCCUAGAGAGGGCGUUCCGGCCCCGGCAGCCUAUACACCCGGGAGACUGAGGCUAGGAGCGCGACCCGCAGCCCAAGUCACACCUCGCCCAAGGCAAGGCAAGGUGUGCGCUAGGCUGAGCCCGUGACACCCCCCUCAGUCACCCGCCUUUAUGGCGGCGGUGGCAGGGCUGGGCAACCCGGCGCAGGACUCUGUGACCUUUGAGGAUGUGACCAUCUACUUUUCCCAGGAGGAGUGGGGACUUCUUGAUGAGGCUCAGAGGCUCCUGUACUGUGACGUGAUGCUGGAGAACUUUGCACUUAUAGCCUCUCUGGGACUUACAUCUUUCAGGUCCCACAUAGUUGCCCAGCUGGAGAUGGGGGCAGAGCCCUGGGUGCCUGACAGAGUGGACAUGUCUUCAGCCAUGGCAAGAGGGGCAUAUAAUGGACCUGGCUCUGAUGUUCACCAUGGAACAGAGGGUGAGGAGUCACCUUGUGAGCAUAGCGUUUCUGUAGGAAUGUCACAGGACAGGAAUCCCAAGGCAGCUCUAUCCAUCCAGAAGGACUACCUCUCUGACAUGUGUGGCUUACACUUGAAAGACAUUUUGCACCUGGCUGAAUACCAGGCAACACAUCCCAGGCAGAAACCAUGUGUGUGUGAGGCAAAUGGGAGAAAGUUAGAGUUCAUUGCAAACCUUCACCAGCAAAAGAUGCAGUGGGACAUAGACAAGUCUAUCAGAAGGCAGGAGGGUAGGGCCUUGCUUGUGAAGAGCUGCAGAGAUGACACAUCUGAGAAACCUUUCAUAUUCAGGGAGGGUAGGAAGGACUUUGUAACCACAUCUGGCUUUCUCCAGCAUCAGGUCACUCACAGUGUGGAGGAGCCACACCAGGGCACCAAAUGUGUGGAGGAUUUUCACACGGUCCAAAGCCAUAACAGGUGCAGUGAAUUUGGGAAUGCUUUCAGUGACAAACCCGCACUUGCUCAGCACCAGAGAACCCAUACUGCAGAAAGACCUUAUGAGUGCAGCAAAUGUGGGAUAUUCUUUAGUCACACCACUGGCCUCUUUCAGCACCAGAGAGAUCACAACAGAGGAAAGCCUUAUGAGUGCUGUGAAUGUGGGAAAUUCUUUAGCCAAUACUCCAGUCUCAUUAAACAUCAGAGAGUUCACACUGGUGAAAGCCCUCAUGUAUGCAGUGAAUGUGGGAAAUUCUUUAGCAGAAGCUCCAAUCUCAUUCAACACAAGAGAGUUCACACUGGAGAAAAGCCUUAUGAGUGCAAUGAAUGUGGGAAAUUCUUUAGCCAACGCUCCAACCUAAUUCAUCAUAAGAGGGUUCAUACUGGUAAAAGUGCUCAUGAAUGUAGGGAAUGUGGGAAAUCUUUCAACUGCAACUCCAGCCUAAUUAAACAUUGGAGGGUUCACACUGGAGAAAGACCAUAUAAAUGCAAUGAAUGUGGGAAAUUCUUUAGCCACAUUGCCAAUCUCAUUCAACAUCAAAUAGUCCACACUGGUGAACGGCCUUAUGGGUGCAGUGAGUGUGGGAAAGCCUUCAGUCGAAGCUCUGACCUCAUGAAACAUCAGAGGGUCCACACUGGUGAGCGGCCUUACCAGUGCCCUGAAUGUGGGAAAUCAUUUAGCCAAAGCUCCAGCCUUAAUAGCCAUCGGAGACUUCAUACUGGUGAACGGCCUUAUCAGUGCCCAGAAUGUGGGAAAUUCUUUAACCAAAGCUCUAGCCUCGGUAACCAUCGGAGACUUCACACCGGCGAGCGGCCUUAUGAAUGCCUUGAAUGCGGGAAAACCUUCAGACAAAGAUCUAAUCUGAGGCAGCACCAGAAAGUUCACAAACCAGAUAGGCCAUAUAAGUGCAGUGAAUGUGAAAAAGCCUUUAGCCAAAGGCGUACCCUCAUUAGGCAUCAGAAAAUUCACACUAGAGAAAGGAGUACAGAGAAGGUGCUUUCUCCUUCAGCACAAUGCACACUAGAGGAAAGCUCAGAUAGUCUCUAUGAGGGAGCCGUCAGUCCAAAGCUGGACCUUGUUCACUCAAAUAUUCACUCUAGGGAGAUUCCCUAUGAAUGCUAGAUAUGUUGGAAGCUUUAUGGAGCUAUAUGUUCUGACCAUAGACUUUGCCAGUGUUUUUGGCAGAAGCCAUCUGAAUCCUACCCACUGGCAGGUCUUCAGAGUGUGUGACAACCACUCCCUGUACUCGGGGAAUGCAGACUUCUCUUUCUAAGAGAAUUGUGAGUAAGCCUAUGGUCAUAAGAGUACCUCAGUCUUUCCCAUUGUGACUUGUGUAGUUGUGCCCCUGACCCAUUUUUGGCCAUGAAGACCUGAGCUGGGUUCUACUGACAGCUUGCUGAGAAAGUUUAAUUUCUUCAAAGACAUUGUUGAUCUCAUGAUGCUCAUGAGUUUAUCUAGCCUCCACAUUGCCCAUCCCAACAACUACUUUACGUUUCUCUGGUUUCAGUGAUAAUAAGGGUCUUGUUGACAAAGCCACCUUCAGUCUUCUGUGCUCUGAUGUUCUGAUUACUGUAUGGAAUGGGUUGAGAACAGCCCAUGGGUUAAGGUCUACCAAAUUAAAGGAGUCCCCAAAUUUAUUGUCUCAGAUGGAACAGCAGGAUGGCAAGAACAGCCCUCAGUCCAGAUAUGGUAUUUUAUUGGUUCAAGACCUAGGGAAAAUUGUAGGGCUUUGGGGGGCCUAACGUGGUCUGAAUGACAUGAACUUUUGUGAACCAGAGAUCACCUCGAGGAAGGGGCAUUUGUGACAAACUCCAGUGCAUCUGAGAAUAGCAUAAAUUAGGCCUCAUUGUUUCCAGGAGAUGCCUCAUAUUCCCAAACACUGUUGAACAGACACUAUUUACUUGGCACCUGCCAAGGAGCCAUAUACCUUGAACUCUAACAUACGGUAUUUGAUUAUAAGUCUUUGUAAGACUUACUGGGUCCACUAGGACCACAAUUUGUACAGGAACACUGGAGAUUAUAACAGAGUAAGUGAGACUGUAGCAAACUAAAAGGAAUGUAUUUUUUAAAAGAUUUUAUUUUUAGAAAUGGGAAGGGAGGGAGGACAACAUCAAUGUGUCAUUGCCCCUCAUGCACCCACUACUGGAGACAUGGCCCACAACCCAGAUAUGUGUCCUGACUGGGAGUUGAACCCUUUGGUUUGUAGGCUGGCACUCAAUCCACUGAGCCACACCAGCCAGGGCUGGAAUGUACCUGCUUUAAAAGAGCAUCUACAAAUAUUCUCUUGAAUCUGACUGUGCAGGAUUCAGGCUUUGCAGAAAUUUUCAAGAUCACCAGACCUCUGUCAUAUGACUAAGGUUACUGGCAGAGCAAAUAAUCUAAAAAGUUUUGUAGAUUACUGCAGGCUCACUGUGUUAUCUCAAAGCCAUUGUUGCACUGGCAGAAAAAUAGGACCUGAGAGGAGGUAGAUUCUGUACUCCAGGGAUGUAACAUUUGUGACAUAGCCAGCCACUUUUGCUGCCAAGGCAAUGAAGUAGAGUUAAUGUGGGGUUACCAAAUCUUCCAGUUUGCUAAAGUGAAUGGAGAUUGGAUUCUUAUGUGCAACAGUUCCUUUUAAUGCUUUGUUGAGAUAAAGUUGUCAGGCAAUAAGUGACUAUAUAUUUAGUAUGUACAAUUUCAUAAGUUUUUAAGUGUGUAUAUACUCAGGGAACCAACACUAUAGUCAUGAUAAUAAACCUAUCGGUUACCCACAAAGCUACUUUGUGCCCCUUUAUUAUUUCUCUUUGUCUUUCCCAGGAAACCAUUAGCUGCAUCCCAAGGAAUCUAUUAAUUUACCCUUUUUUUCCCACGUAGAUUUGUUUGUGUUCUAUUGAUUUUAUACAAUUGGGAUUAUAAAGUACUUAUACUCUAUUUUUGGUCUAUAUUCUUUCAUACAAAAUAAUUAUCUUACCAUGCUGUGUGUAUGAA
Molecule: messenger RNA, 4081 nt
Organism: Phyllostomus hastatus (greater spear-nosed bat)
Lineage: Eukaryota; Metazoa; Chordata; Mammalia; Chiroptera; Phyllostomidae
Gene: ZNF792
Product: zinc finger protein 792
Biological process (GO): regulation of transcription by RNA polymerase II
Cellular component (GO): nucleus
Molecular function (GO): DNA-binding transcription factor activity, RNA polymerase II-specific; RNA polymerase II transcription regulatory region sequence-specific DNA binding
Source: RefSeq, a predicted model, not a curated record